Molecule: messenger RNA, 1497 nt
Organism: Adineta ricciae
Lineage: Eukaryota; Metazoa; Rotifera; Eurotatoria; Adinetida; Adinetidae
Source: the annotation of a GenBank genome assembly
AUGACAAAACGUACUAGAUCCCAUCGAGAUGUCUCUCUUGUAUCUGUUACUCAUCCAGAUCCACUGGGUUCUGUCGCUCCUAACGAUGAAGUCACAUUGAAACGGCAUCUCGGUCUAUUCUCUGGUGUUUGUUUAAUCGUCGGCGUUAUCAUUGGGUCUGGUAUAUUCGUGUCACCCAAAGGUGUGCUAAGAGAAACACAAUCAAUUGGCUUAUGUCUGAUUAUUUGGGCUGCGAGUGGAUUGAUUUCCACGCUUGCGGCGCUUUGCUAUGCAGAGAUUGGCACUCUAAUUCCACGUAAUGGUGCAGAAGUUGCCUAUAUGAAAGAGGGUAUUGGGUCAGUGCAUCGACGAACAGGUGAUGUACUAGCAUAUUUGUGUGUGUGGUCAAAUACAUUUAUCAUCAAACCAUCCACGAUUGCCGUUCUUGCUCUCAUUUUCUCUCAAUAUUUCCUAUCCGGUAUCAUGAAUAAUUGCCAACCAACAGACGAAAUGGUUAAGUUACUAGCAAUUUUAACGCUUUUAAUAUUAAUCAACGUCAAUUCACUUAGUGUAUCGAUAGCAAAUCAUCUGAAUAUCGUUUUCGUCAUUUGUAAAGUGUUAACCAUCUUGACAAUUGUCAUUGCUGGUUUCGUUAGAAUCGGACAAGGAUACACACAAAAUUUGAAAGAUGGUUUUGCCGGCACAACAAAUCGACCGGCAGGCGUGGCAUUAGCAUUUUAUAGAGGACUCUUUGCGUAUGGUGGUUGGCAUGUAUUAAACUCGGUUACAGAAGAACUCAGAAAUCCAAAAAGAAACCUGUGGUUGUCUGUUACAUUAGCUCUACCUACUGUUACUUUACUCUACGUUUUUAUUAACAUUUCAUAUUUUACAGCUAUGACAAAAUCAGAAUUACUUGCUUCUAAUGCAGUUGCUGUCACAUGGGCCGAAGCAGUGCUUGGUCCUGCUGUUCGUGCACUACCAAUUUUGAUUUCGAUUAGUGCACUGGGUAGUGCUAAUGGUUGCUUGUUUGAAGCAGCUCGAUGUUGUAUGGUUGGUGCUCAAUAUGGAUAUUUACCAGAAAUAUUCGCUUGUAUUCAUGUUCAACGAUUGACACCUCUACCCGGCGUCAUUCUACAAGGUUGUGUGGCGAUUGCUUUCUGUAUUCCAAGCAAUGUCUAUGCGUUAAUAGAUUUUUUCAGUUUUGUUUGCUGGAUAUUCUAUGGAUUAGCGUUUACUGCUACACUUUGCUGUAAAUUUACAAAAAGAGAUGCCAGGCGUACCAUCAAUGUUCCCAUACCAUUUAUCAUCAUCAUGAUUUUAGUUUCGAUAUAUCUAGUCGUUGUUCCGGUGGUAUCAUCUCCAAGUAUAGGAUUUCUUAUUGCAGGACUUAUUAUUCUCUUUGGACUAAUUUUUUAUUAUCCAUUCGUCUAUCGGCAAAUCGAAUUACGCUUUAUCAACGAGAUAAAUUCAUUUUUGCAAGAAUUUUUCAAACUACAACGAGCACAGAUCCACAUCUAA